Messenger RNA from Gossypium arboreum, 1306 nucleotides. RefSeq lists its product as uncharacterized. Bases 118 to 1080 code for a protein of 320 amino acids. The transcript is spliced from 3 exons. Lineage: Eukaryota; Viridiplantae; Streptophyta; Magnoliopsida; Malvales; Malvaceae. The record is from RefSeq and is a predicted model, not a curated record.
AAUAAGAACCGCAAAAAAAAAAAAAAAUCAGGGGCCAGAACCGGAGGCCCGAAGGGUGAGAGGGAAAGGAUAACAAUCGCAUUUGCACAGAAUCCAGGCGCUGCAAUCCCUGCAUCAAUGCCCUCAGCAAUCACCUCCACUUUGCUUCUCUCUUCAAAACCCAUAUUCCUAUUCAAAAAUCCCUUCUACUUAGCACCUUCAACAUGUCCAAAAGGCCCCAUUUCUCCUCAGCUAAAGCCUCUCACGUUGAAAUGCAGCGGUAACUCGGAGGAGCAAGAAACAAGCAAUGGCUUGAAGGAUGCCCUUUCUGGUAUCCUUGGCAAGCAGGUUGAGGAACUCUUGAACCGAGAAGAGAAUAAGGGUUUGCUUGAUGGAUUGGAGAAGGCUUCAGAGAGAGUAGAGAUUGCUAAGAGACAACUUGCAGAGAUUGAAAAACAAGAACUUGAAGCUCGGUUAUUGAGAAAUUACAUUGACCAAUUAGAAUCCAGGGCCUCCGAGAUUGCAGAAACUGAGCAGGAGAUUUCACAAGCACGGGCCAUGAUUGAAGAAGCAGAACGCUCACUUGGACCUAAUGAAGCUAAUUAUGGAGAUGGAAACGCUUUCAGCAGCCAAGAAGAUGGUGAAGAAGGAAUUGAUACUGAUAAAGAGAGAGUAGAGUCAUUAAAAGCAGCUUUGAUAUCUGCAAUUGUUGGCACCCUUGCUGGAUUCCCCAUCUCCCUAACCCAAGUUUCCAGCACCACUCAGCUGCUGCUCCCUUUAUCACUCAAUUUCAUCAGCUGUGCAUUGUUUGGGGUCACUUUUCGCUAUGCAGUUAGGAGGGACUUGGACAAUUUUCAGCUCAAGACCGGCACAUCUGCAGCUUUCGGUUUUGUGAAAGGUCUUGGUACAUUGGGAGGAGGGGCUCCUCUGGAACUGGAUCCUGGAAGCUUCUUGUCUCAUGCUGUUGAUGGUGCAGUUUAUGUAUCCCAGAAUCUUCUCGUUUUUUUAUUUGCUGCUGUUGGCUUGGAUUUUUGCAUUAAGAUGAGGAUUUUAAGUCCUUUUCCCAUGAAAAGAUCAGCUCCGAGGACGGAUACAAGGUGAUCAGAAAUUUCAAAUGGAUGAGAAUCAGUAUUUAUGGCUCAUUUUGACUGCAUUCUAUAUCAUACUUGGAUUACAAUCCCCCCAACCCCCAAUGGGAACAUGAGAUAGUUCAUUAUUAGCUAUACUUGUAAUAAACUUAACAUAGUGGCUGCCGAAGUGUAUGGUAAACCUAAUCGAUUGUUUACAUAAAGAGUUUAAAGAUGCUGGUUAAUUCAAAACCAUUCAA